Messenger RNA from Anneissia japonica, 945 nucleotides. RefSeq names its product protein PBDC1-like. The record is from RefSeq and is a predicted model, not a curated record. The transcript has 4 exons. Gene Ontology annotation, cellular component: cytoplasm. Lineage: Eukaryota; Metazoa; Echinodermata; Crinoidea; Comatulida; Comatulidae. Bases 7 to 432 code for a protein of 141 amino acids.
CUUGAAAUGCAGUGGGCGAUGAAGGCAUUCAAGCAUGCAGAGGUUUAUUAUAAUUUGAUAUCUUCAGUUGAUUCAAGGAGCUUAAAACUUACAAAACACGAUGAUGAGAUUUUGGAACAUUUCAACAAAGAUUUUCCUGACUUCAACAUUCAGAAAUUUGAUGAGGAUGAUUUGAAAACAGAAAGUGCUAAAUUUAAAUGGAGGCCAUUUUGUAAUCAUUUUGAUGGUACUGUGGAAGACUUCAACUUUGGAACCCUGCUAAGAUUAGAUUGUUCAAAAGAUUACUCAGAAGAAAACUCAACUCUUGCCACAAGAAUUCAGUUUUAUGCAAUAGAAAUUGCCAGAAACAGAGCUGGGUUGAAUUUGGUGAAUAGAAAGAAAGGAGAAAGGAAGGAGAAUGAUAAGGAGAGCAAAGUAAAUGACAAGUCAUAGCAGUUCCUGAGCCCUUCCUUAUACCCGGGCAUUCACUGCCUGUAAGAUGGUCAUACGAUUGUCAAAUACAACUCUGCUCCCCAUGAAUUACCAUUAAAAACGAUCUGUUGCGCGCACAUCGUGAUGUUGCGUUCUUCGUAGAAUCCUGUUGGCCGAUGACCAUCUGGCGCAGUGUAUGUCCGGCUUAACAACAAUGAAAUUAUCGCGUGUUAAUAAUACAUUUGUAUCACAAACAUUGUAUAUAUAAUUUACUAAAUUCUAAGCCUUCCGUUAAUGAUAUUAAAGCAAACAUACUUAAUAAUUUAUUGCAGUAUACUGUAUAUUAUAUAGUGAAAGUGUAGAUAAAAGAAUACUAUAAUAAGGUAUGGUAUAAAUUUAGCAACAUUGAACUUUGUAUCUGAGCUAUUUUUAUGCCUAGACAUUCAAAACAAAUGUUUACGAGCUGCUGACAUUUAUUUGCUGGCUUAUAUUGAAACAUUUCAUCCAGAUUAAAAUGAGAUAUUGACGCUGUGA